Molecule: messenger RNA, 2530 nt
Organism: Myotis myotis
Lineage: Eukaryota; Metazoa; Chordata; Mammalia; Chiroptera; Vespertilionidae
Gene: RNF149
Product: ring finger protein 149
Exons: 9
Coding region: 141-1361 (406 amino acids)
Source: RefSeq, a predicted model, not a curated record
GCGCUGCGCCCGCCCACGGUUCGCGUUCUCCCGCUGGCGGCGGACGCUCGGCCCUCUCUCCUCGGCUUCCUCUGGCGCCGGCUUCGCUCCCGCAGGCCCGGGGAGCCCGCGCGGCCGCUCCUGCUCCCGGUGGUGGGGCCAUGGCGCGGCGGCCCGAGGCUGGCGGCGAGGCCCGCAGUGCGCUGGCGCUGCCGGCGCUGCUGGCGCUGGCCCUGUGCGCGCCGGGGGCCGGGGGCCAGGCGCUCGAGUGGUACUCGGCCGUGGUGAGCCUGGAGUACCUGGAUCGGCAGACGAACCGGACCGUGUGCAGCGUCUCGGAGAGUGGCCGCUUCGGCGACAGCUCCCCCAAGGAGGGCGCGCUGGGCCUGGUGGGCGUCCCGGGCGCCCGGGACGGCGACCCUGAGGGUUGCGCGCCCGACACGCGCUUCGUGGUGCCCGCGCCGGGCGGCCGCGGAGCCGCGCCCUGGGUCGCCCUGGUGGCGCGUGGGGGCUGCACCUUCAAGGACAAGGUGUUGGUGGCGGCGCGGAGGAACGCCUCGGCGGUGGUGAUCUACAACCAGGAGCGCCACGGGAACAUCACGGCGCCCCUGUCGCACGCGGGAACGGGAAAUAUAGUGGUCAUUAUGGUUAGCUACUCGAAAGGAAAAGAAAUUUUGGAUCUGGUACAAAAAGAAAUUCAAGUCAAAAUGACCAUAGGGGUUGGGACCCGCCAUGUCCAGGAGUUCAUCAGUGGCCAGUCAGUGGUGUUUGUGGCCAUCGCCUUCAUCACCAUGAUGAUCAUCUCAUUAGCGUGGCUGAUAUUUUACUAUAUACAGCGUUUCCUUUAUACUGGCUCACAGUUUGGAAGCCAGAGCCAUAGAAAAGAAACCAAGAAAGUUAUUGGCCAACUUCCGCUUCAUACUAUAAAGCAUGGAGAAAAGGGAAUCGACGUUGAUGCUGAGAGUUGUGCCGUGUGCAUUGAGAAUUUCAAGGUGAAGGAUGUGAUCCGAAUCCUGCCGUGCAAGCAUAUUUUUCAUAGAACGUGCAUUGACCCCUGGCUUUUGGAUCACCACACGUGUCCAAUGUGUAAGCUCGAUGUCAUCAAAGCCCUGGGAUACUGGGGAGAGCUUGAGGAUGCCCAGGAGGAGCCCGCUGCUGAGGCAGCCCCUGGAGGUGCUGUGGCUGCAAGUGUGAGUGUUACUGUUCGCCACGAAGACAGAAGUGUCGGGAGCCCCUCCCCGUCGCCCUCCACCAGUGACCCCGUGUCGCAGUGCAGCAGGCAUCUUAAAGAAGACGCAGGGGAAAGCACAGCCUUACUUGAGGCAGAGACGGGCAGGAGCGACCCCCAGGGCGGAGGACCUGUCUCCUCGCACGGCCCCUGACAGCGGCCCGGGCGCGGCUCUGGACUAAAGGACAUUUUAUUUUUUUUACUUUAGCACAUAGUUUAUAUAUUUGAAAAUAAUGUACCUUUUGAUGAAUUAUUUUACCUUUCAUGGUCUGAUUUGAUAUACAAAGGGCUAAAUAUUUUAUUCUUAAAGAGACUUGUUGAUUACUGUUCAUAUAUUUAUCUACUGAAGUAUAUCCCUUACAACAAACAACAUGUUGUUUCAGGUUGUUUCUGAGGAGAUGGCUAGGAAGGCGCGCUGGUGCCAGUGUUUGUAAACCCGAGGCGAGCGGCUGAGUCCGUCCGCAGCGUGGUUAGACUCCGCACGUGAGCGCAGACUAGUCCAAGUGGAAUUGUGUCAUUAAAUCCCAUAAAUGCUUUCCCUGGAAGAAAGGCAUUUUUAGAACAUUAUACUUGUAAAUGAAAUGAGAGGAAUCUACACCUUGGUAUUAUAUAGUGAGAUUUCAAAACCUGAGAAUCCUUUUCAUUGUUGUAUCACUCAAUUUCUUGUGACACUUUGAUGGGAAGUUUGCUCAUUUUUUUCAACAAUUAAAAAUGCUCAGAAUCUGUGUUUCUGUGACUAUUGGGCCCCCAUUGCCUGUGGGAAAUCGAGUAGACAGCGACUGGUUUUCUUUGUAAGUGAUGAAUACAAUCUAUUGGUUCCAACAACAAUCUGAUAUUUAAAAUUGUAAGGAUGAAAGGUGGAGAAUUUUUUAUUGUUGUAACAAAAUAAGCAACCAGUUUCCUGAUUAAUUUUAAAGCAAACUAAUGACCAUGACCUUGUUCAAUCAGCUGCCCUUUUUACUUUUGUUUGCUGUUCUUAUUUGUAGGUGAAAGCAGCAGCAAAUAAAAAGCAUUUGGAGACUAAGUUUCAUAAAGUGAUUAAAUAAACACACGCACCUGCUCUCCUGUCACUUGCUGGAGGUGGAAGCUGACGAUAAGGGAGAGUUAUUUUGUACAGCCUGGGAAGGAGGACUGGCCGCAGCCCUGCCACCGCCUCGCGCCCCUGAGCUGCGCAGCGUGCAAGCGGCACAUCAGGUGCCUUGAAGACAUUAAAGCAAUGGAACUAGGAAAUCCAGAGAAUUCAAGAUGUUGGGUUUUGUUUUUUUAAAAAAAUAAGUUAAAUUGAAUUUGUCUGCGAGCACUUAAAAGUUGAUUGUACCAAAA